Messenger RNA from Anopheles coluzzii, 3903 nucleotides. It is a transcript of the gene Hey, whose product is annotated as hairy/enhancer-of-split related with YRPW motif protein. The transcript is spliced from 3 exons. Gene Ontology annotation, molecular function: RNA polymerase II cis-regulatory region sequence-specific DNA binding; protein dimerization activity; DNA-binding transcription factor activity, RNA polymerase II-specific. The record is from RefSeq and is a predicted model, not a curated record. The coding region runs from base 1532 to 2773 and encodes 413 amino acids. Gene Ontology annotation, biological process: regulation of neurogenesis; anterior/posterior pattern specification; regulation of transcription by RNA polymerase II. Lineage: Eukaryota; Metazoa; Arthropoda; Insecta; Diptera; Culicidae. Gene Ontology annotation, cellular component: nucleus.
ACUCUCUUACAUAUCUCUCCAUCCGGCUUUCAGGAUAUGUAUAAAGAAGAGUAAUUCCUUUGUACAUCAGACUCUUAUAUUAUUCUGCCUUUUUAUCCACCAGAUCGUCCAUACAGGAUUAUACAACCCCAUAAUGAUCGUAGAAGUAAUGUCACAACAAAAUAGGUCAUCCAAAAGAACCAUCAUCAGCUGAGCAGAUAAACUUCCAAUACCGGAGUCUGGCACACUCCGGAACCGCCCCCAAACCACCUAUAACCAUCACCCCAAAAAAAAAGGCCAAGGUCAAAUGCACCGGCACCACCAACAAACCGGCAACAAGUGAGCUCUGCCGGCCAAGACGCCGUGGCACCCGAGGAAAUUGGGACACAAGAGCAAACCGGGAGCCUGCCGACGGCGGUCCUGGAGCGGAUACGCGUGGCAGAAACGCGUUUUGUGGGGCCACACGCCGGUCCACGUGGCCAGUCAGUCGGUCGGUCGGUCGGUUCUCGGCCCAGCACGCACCCAUCCUCCGUGUCGCGCGCGCACACGUUUCGCUCGCGUGUCAUCUUCAGCAUCUUUCCUCUCUCUCUCUCUCUCUUUCGCUAGCUUCGCUUUCACUCUCACCGUUUAUGCUGCCUAGAAGCAUAACUAGAUGAAGCGGGCUGUGUUCAUCCGUGCCCUCGGAUGGUUUGGUGGUGGGAGAACCCGGAAUGAACCCUGCCCCGUAGGAUCUAGUUCCCCCUCCAGCGCACGUUUCAUCGACACGAAUGAACACAAACCGCCCGCCCGCGGUUGUUCGGUAUGCUCCGGCUUCGUUAGGCACUUCCCCCAAAGCGUAGAGCAUAAAAUGCAACAUAACACCGACCCUCGCUCGCUCGCUCCCUCUGUUCCUUCUCUUCGUGCUCGGUCCUUCGUGCAGCGCGCGCGUCCCUCCUCGGGAAGACGAAAGGGUCGCGUGGCGUUCGUGCGUACGACGGCCGUUCGUCCAACCCCGUACGUGGCGCAGGGGUUGCAUUCAAGGGUGCCGGCCGGUGUCGCACACGCUCGCCGGCAAUGGAACAGAGGAGAGCGAACGAGAGAGAGAACGAGCGGGAACGACAGAGGACACACAGCACAGCAGACGAGAGUUGGGAUCUGGUGUGCGGCAUCAUGCAUUGCAUGCGCUCGGCGUACGCUCAUUAAAUCAGUCGGACGCCGCUUACGCACAUGACAAGUCACGUGUAAGUCGUCGUCGCCCCGGAAGAGUGCCACCAGUGUGGGCCACGAGAACGCCGCACGCAGCCAACCGGUGUGCCUGUGUGCAUGUGCCGCCAAGUGCUUUGUGGUGUGUGUUGUGCCAAAAUUUGUUGCAAGUGUGUCCAACCACCACCCCCAAACACCCAACACCAAUAUAUCGCUAAGUACUUUGUUUGCCAAGUGACCGGUUAGCGCGAGAGUGAACAAGAAUUAAUAAGAAGUUUUAACGGAAUUAAAAAGUGGCAAGAACCUAACGCAAGUGAAAGUGAUCCCGCGUGGUUGUAGCAGCAGUAAGAGGAAGAACAAACACACAACCAUGGAUCAUCAUCUUCCACAUCAUCAUCCGCACCAUCAUCACGGUACGCCCCUUCACUGGGGCUACUCCACUGCGACGACGCCAAGUGCCACCUCUACGCCGACGCACGCCGGUCACAACACGUGGACGCCCCCGUCGUCCAAGGGCCACAAGCGGACGCUUUCCGAAAGUGACUGUGAGGAUCUGUACUCGGAGGAAUCGUCCAAGGAGCAUACCUCACCGGGAGAAUCCGAUAGCUGUCAACUGAUGAGCCGCAAACGGAGACGCGGCGUGAUCGAGAAGAAGCGCCGGGAUCGCAUCAACUCCUCGCUGACCGAGUUGAAGCGACUCGUCCCAAGCGCCUACGAGAAGCAAGGAUCGGCGAAGCUGGAAAAGGCCGAAAUUCUGCAACUAACCGUGGACCACCUGAAGGCACUGCAUGCACGUGGACUGGACGAUGCCAGCUACGAUCCGCAACGGUUCGCCAUGGACUACCAUAUCAUUGGCUUUCGGGAGUGUGUGGCGGAAGUCGCCCGUUACCUCGUCACGAUCGAGGGCAUGGAUGUGCAGGAUCCGCUCCGGCUGCGCCUCAUGUCCCAUCUGCAGUGUUUCGCGACACAGCGGGAACUGUCGACGAAAGCGAAUGCGGCUGCCGCCACCAGCCCGGCCUGGUCGCACAGCAGCAGCACCGCCUACCCCGUCGCGGCUGCAGCCGCCGCCGCAGCCGUAGCAUACCCGAGCACGCACCAUGGCACCAGCGGCUACUAUCCUCACCCGCAUCACCAGAACUACGGACCGCCACAAAGUGCAACCGCACCGUACAUUCCACAGGUGGCCACCAUUCCCCCACCCCUCGACCAUCUGCACCAGCAGCAGCAGCAGCAGCAGCAACAGCAGCAGCAGCAACAUCAUCAACAGCUGAGUGGACAUCCUUCCGGUGCUUCCUCGGCGGCAACCGCUGCCAUCUACGCCACAAGUGCUCCGCUGCACGAGUUGUACAACAGCCAGCAUGAUUCCGCCAACGCUGGCCAGCAGCAACAGCAGCAGACGGAGCAGCAGCAGCAACAGUCUGCAGUUGGCACGAACGGUGCACCGACGUACACGGAUCUGUCCAACAACAACCCCAACCGGGGUUUGUCCGCGUACGGCAAUCCGCAGUACCCGGUGAGCACCUCGACGCACGGAUACAGUGCGUCGACCAGCUCGUCGUACAACACGGCAGCGAAGCCGUACCGUCCGUGGGGUGCCGAGAUGGCCUGCUGAAGAGAGCAAGGAGGGAACGAAGUGGGAAGUGAAGCAUAUGCUAGAGUUGCCAAAAAGAGUGUGUGUGUGUGGGAAGAGAGGAAAAAAGAAUCUUUCCCAUACCGGGAAUCGAACCCGGGCCUUCUGGGUGAAAGCCAGAUAUCCUAGCCACUAGACCAUAUGGGAGGCUUGUGAGAGAGCAAUUCCGCUACGUACUGAUUCUACCGCUCUACUUUGCGUAUGCGAUGCAGUGCGCCUGACUCUGCCAAAGACAAUUGCCAUUCACCACGCAAGAUUUCAUACAAAGUAGCACCAAACCUUUUCGCUGGCAAAAGUUUAUUCGAUUUAGAACACUCAGGAACGAUGUAAGAGUAAGAGCUUACGCACAGAGUUAUAUUUAAGGAAGCUGGUCCGCUCUGGAAGAGAUGGAAGGGAAACACACAUAUGUUCUAAGCUUUAACUACACUAAAACCAUAAAAGGUGUCCUUAAGAACCGCUCUUUUUUGUACAUACACAGGUGUGAUUGAUUGUGAGUGAGUGAGAGAUGUUAGAAAAUAAGAAUUAAAAGUAAGAAAAACAAAGAGAGAGAGAGAGAGAGAGAGAGAGAGAGAGAGAUAGAGAGAGAGAGAGAGAGAGAGAGAGAGAGAGAGAGAGAGAGAGAGAGAUAGAGAAGAAGCGCGCUAGCAACAUAGAUAGAAGAUUAUUUAUUAGCAAGCGGUAAAACGUUCCCGGACCGCCGAGUACAGCAUCCCAAAGGGUUGAAGAAGCGGGAGACGCGUUUCUUCCGGGGGUCUCUGAAGACACGCUGCCAGAGUACGUUUGUUUACGUAUUUAGCUUAUUAAGCGAAACCAAAUCGAGUCAAUUAGGUCAUAAGAAACUUUUUUUCACUUAUCAGUAGGAUUAGGAUAGUUCGAUGAACGUACUGUACCAAUACCAAGGAGAGAGAGAGAGAUACACCAAAUGAAGAAACGCAAGAUUGUGAUUUGUGCAACAACAUUUCAUGCCGCUAAAUCGACCAAAAAGAGGAUUCAAUUGGACCUGAAAAAGAGCAUUUUACAUAUUUUUAUAUGCGUAUAUAUGAAACUGGGAAAGUUUACAACCGAGCCAAACCUUUACUGAAGAACCGUUUGAUGAAAGCAAAAAUGAAAAU